CCUUUCUGCCACCGCCAUGCCAUCCAGACUGAGGAAGACCCGGAAACUCCGGGGCCACGUGAGCCACGGCCAUGGCCGCAUCGGUAAACACCGCAAGCGCUGGAGGCAUGCAUCAUCACAGGAUCAACUUCGACAAAUAUCAUCCAGGUUACUUCGGGAAAGUUGGGAUGAGGCAUUACCACUUAAAGAGGAACCAGAGCUUCUGCCCGACUGUCAACCUGGAUAAACUGUGGACGCUGGUCAGUGAGCAGACCCGGGCCAAUGCUGCCAAGAACAAGACUGGAGUUGCUCCCAUCAUUGAUGUCGUGCGCUCGGGCUACUACAAAGUUCUGGGGAAGGAAAAGCUCCCUAAGCAGCCUGUCAUCGUGAAAGCCAAAUUUUUCAGCUGA
Chionomys nivalis (European snow vole) is the source of this 389-nucleotide messenger RNA. RefSeq names its product 60S ribosomal protein L27a-like. The coding region runs from base 72 to 389 and encodes 105 amino acids. The transcript has a single exon. Gene Ontology annotation, cellular component: cytosolic large ribosomal subunit. Gene Ontology annotation, molecular function: structural constituent of ribosome. The record is from RefSeq and is a predicted model, not a curated record. Lineage: Eukaryota; Metazoa; Chordata; Mammalia; Rodentia; Cricetidae.